Oryctolagus cuniculus (rabbit) is the source of this 3699-nucleotide messenger RNA. It is a transcript of the gene ADCYAP1, whose product is annotated as adenylate cyclase activating polypeptide 1. Gene Ontology annotation, molecular function: pituitary adenylate cyclase activating polypeptide activity; neuropeptide hormone activity; peptide hormone receptor binding. Gene Ontology annotation, biological process: regulation of protein localization; neuropeptide signaling pathway; positive regulation of ERK1 and ERK2 cascade. The record is from RefSeq and is a predicted model, not a curated record. Gene Ontology annotation, cellular component: extracellular region; perikaryon; neuron projection. Lineage: Eukaryota; Metazoa; Chordata; Mammalia; Lagomorpha; Leporidae.
AGUGAAACAAAAUAUUCUGUAUUUAAAGGCAAGGCAGGCAGAUGUUGACAAAGAGGGCUCUCCUAAAACUAUGUUCGGAUAGAUUUUUUGCUAACUGCACAUAUAAAUACGAGCAGAAGGCCGGUCACCUCCGUAACCACCGGCAGCAGCAGCAGCAGCAGAAGCUGCAGCUUCAGACGCAGCCAGAGAGACCUCGGAGCAAAGUCGCUGCCUGCUCUCGCAGCUGCGUGCCCGGGAGGCUCCCCCACAGCCCGGCUGCACCGCCGGCCCUCUCCUUUUUUCUUCCUUCCCUUCUUCUUUGACUCCCCUCCUCCUUUUUUUUUCAUUAAUCAUUUGUUUCUUUCUCCCCGAGGACUUACGGCCACUUUGCGCCCUCCUCCCCCUUUCUCCAUCCCCUUUAGCUCAUCGCCUCCUUUCUUUCUUCUAAAUCGCUCUCCUCGCCCCCUUCUCCCGGAGUCACGCUGCCUCCGGGUUCCGUGCGUCUGCAAACUUUUGAACGGAACAAGCCUCAGCAAACAAGUCCUCCAGCUCCUCCUGCCGCUUCUGCUCCUUCCUGCGACUCCUCAGACGCCAGCGCAAGACGGUGAUGCCUCUCGGGUUGUGACUCCGGGGCAGAAACUUGAAAGAGCCCUUUGCCCGCCGUCCUACUUGGCAGCAAACCUUCUAGCAGCGAAUGACCAUGUGUAGCGGAGCGAGGCUGGCCCUGCUGGUCUAUGGCAUCAUAAUGCACAGCAGCGUCUUUUGCUCACCUGCAGCUGCUGGACUCCGGUUUCCCGGGAUCAGGCCAGAGGACGAGGCUUACGACGAAGACGGAAGCCCCCUGCAAGAUUUCUACGACUCGGACCCUCCCGGCGCAGGGAGCCCCGCCUCCGCGCUGCAUGAUGCCUAUGCACUGUACUACCCUGGGGAGCGGAGAGAUGUAGCCCUCGGGAUCCUUAACAAGGCCUACCGCAAGGUGCUGGACCAGCUGUCCGCCAGGAAGUACCUGCAGACUCUCAUGGCCAAGGGCAUGGGUGAAAACCUGGGCGGCGGCCCGGAGGACGACUUGGAGCCGCUCUCCAAGCGCCACUCGGACGGGAUUUUCACAGACAGCUACAGUCGCUACCGGAAACAAAUGGCUGUUAAGAAAUACUUGGCGGCCGUCCUAGGGAAAAGGUAUAAACAAAGGGUUAAAAACAAAGGACGCAGAAUAGCGUAUUUGUAGCGAAGAGUUACCACCUACCCUGUGUAUAAACCCUGCCACAAUGAAAAGUCGUUUUCCAAACUGACAGAACAGUCAUUGCUCAUAUGUUCUAUCCAAACAUGUAUUUAUGUAUGAAGUAAAGCCAUUAAAUGAAUAUUUUGAUAAUAAUAUUGUUUUUCUUUUUACAAAGCACUAGAGAAUGCACAGAUAUACUUUGUGGACCAAUUAUUGAUAUAUAUUAUAAAUAUAUUAAAAGAAUAUCUAUAUAAUAGAGAGCGAUUCAUACAAAGUGUGCACAAGGAUUGAAAAUUCGCCUGAGCUGUUUAUGUUUUUAUAUAAAAUACAUAGAAAAAUAGACAAUCAUUGUUUUGAAUAUUACUCCUAUUUUUAUAAACUCGAAUUAAAAGGAUAGUAUUUUUAUCCACGACAGGCCUGAAGAUAUUAAUACUGACCAUUUGCUACUGUACAUAAACAAUGAUGCCCUGCUCCAGGGAGACUUUGAGGUAAUGACUUGGAGAACUGCCCAAGGGCGUUCUUCCUGGUGAGUCUCUGGGGCAGGCUGCUUCAACCCCAGCCGAAAUGACUCAACUGGGCAGGGUCCCCCCUGGCUGGGUGGCAACUUUCUUUGAUUCUACUUUAUUGUGUAUUUGUCUCUCUUUUAGACUCUCAGCCCAGAAGGAAAUUCUCCUAAUAAAACAACAGCUCGAUCCAAAUUGUGCUUCACCCCUACCCCCAGAAUUCACACCGCUCCCUGGGUGAACAGUUGAGGAACUGUACAGAGAAGGAGGCUCAGGAUGGGGAGCCCUCUUUUUUGUACCUCCUGAUUCACCAGGGAAAAUUACUAUUCCCAGGUUAGGGCAAUUGGAACAAAGUGAGGGAGAUAGAGGUAUAUCGGAAGAGGCAGAGCAUAAGGCAGUAGGAGGAGGAUCCUGAAGAGGGACUGGUUUGAGCUAUCCCAGGUCUGAAAAGCUGGGGGCAAAUCCAGUCCCACUACAGGUCUACUGCCUGACUUUGGGCGCUGGGUAUUGGAAAUGGGUGCAAAGUACAAUGUGUUUUUCUCCAGUGCUGUCCAUGCUUCUCAUCUUGUGAAAUGGUCAGGAUUCUCCCCUUUGAACCCUGCUCUGUAGGAGCCAGCCUUUUCCUUUGUGUUUUUUCUGGAAGCCUCUCCUUCCUACCCUCUUGCACUGUUUAAGUACCACUUAACCAUUUUUCAUUUACUUCUCUUAAACUUGUGAAUGCUUCUCACUUUUUUUGUUGUUGUUUGAUUCGAGAACUUACUGUAAAGUUUAGGAACCCUGUGUAGCUACCACUAAGUGAUAAUGCACUCAAUAUGAAACCGUUUGUUUCUUGUUUGUUGAGUUUGUAGGUAAAAAUGUAUUUUUCUACAUUAUGGCUUAUUGCUUAGUAAAAUUUAUUUCAUAAAACCAACCUUUGUCAUAUUAGAAUGUGUAGUGUUCACAUGCUGCUCAGUUUUACAACUGAUAAAUCCUUUAAACCUCAUCUGCAUAUGUAUGAGUACUGUCUGUAUCUGUGGUCAACAGUGAGGUAAGCAAGCUCCAACAGACCCUGAAAACCCACCUUUGUAUCCUUUUUUGGCUUAAGAAAGCAUGUCUGCUUCCUGUCAAUUCCUUGAACAUAUAGAGUCAUCUGUAUAAACAAAAGAACCUUCACCCAGCAACCAGAUCAAGCAGCAACAGAUAAACCAGCCAGCCAAGUUUCCAAAUUUCAGGCACAAAUUUGUUUUUUUCUUUGAAAAAAAAAAAAAAAAAAGAACAAGAAAAGAUUAAACUUUAGCUUGUGAAGUUUUGAAGGACCUUUCCAUUUCCUUUAUGGAUUUGAUCAGUAUGAAGUCAUAAAUCAAAGAAAACAGAAUUGUAUUUGCAUUCCCAGGCGGGGUGGAAGCUGCCGGGAGAUCACAUUGCAAACAGCGAAAACAGAGGCAUUCGAUCCAUGCCUGAGUCCUCUGUACAGGAUCAAUCUUUCCUUAAUUCUGUAGCCUCCUCAGGCAAUGUGACACGGGAUGCAGUUUGCAGCUUUAGUGCCUUUCUUCGCCUUUUAAAUCGCCACGAAUCACAGAUGGCUAUUUAGUGGCCCUACAAUGCUGCAACACAUCAGCUUGCGUUUUAGUCUUAAUUAUUUGUUUCUUGGAUAAUGGGCAGAGUUUUCUGUAUUUGUGUCAGCUGUUAGUGGUGAAAUAGGGCUCUAGUUACCCUUUUAUUUAUGAAGUCUAAUUUAGUGUUCCCGUGGCUAGUUGCAAGCAUUUUACAGUGAUCACCCAGUUUAAUCUUUUGUAUACUUUUUAGAAAUGCCAAGAGCCUUACUAAACUGGAGCAAAUUUAUGAUAUAGUGAUAAUUUAGAUAGAUGUUAGUCUUGAAGCUCUUAUUUUGUGUGCAACUGAUUAUAAAAACAUCUUAACCAAGUAUUAUUACACACAUGAUAUAUAUAACUAGGACUUUGAUAACUGUUAUAUAAAGUGUGUAAAAUUUGUAUGAAUAAAUUUUUGUAAACAAUGCAA